Orbicella faveolata is the source of this 3899-nucleotide messenger RNA. Its product is annotated as melanocortin receptor 5-like. The record is from RefSeq and is a predicted model, not a curated record. Gene Ontology annotation, biological process: G protein-coupled receptor signaling pathway. Gene Ontology annotation, molecular function: G protein-coupled receptor activity. Gene Ontology annotation, cellular component: plasma membrane. NCBI's taxonomy places the organism in Eukaryota, Metazoa, Cnidaria, Anthozoa, Scleractinia, Merulinidae.
UUCUUUUAAGUAAUCGCGAUAACAUUGUAGCCAAUCUAUGCUUCAAAAAUAUUAUCGAAUUUAAUCUUUUCAAUACACAUGCAGCUUCUAAUAAGCAAAAUGUUGAUUUUGGCCGAUGUCUCUCCAGCCUGUCAUAUCUUUUAACGCAGCGAACAUUUCAAGUUAGACCAAUGCUCGAAUGCUCGCCAAAUAGCUACUCGAACAAUUACUUAGCAAUUUUUCGAGUUGUAUGUGUGAGGGCAAAUUUCACUCCUUCGCUCCUUUCUUCUCCCCUCCUCUGCUUACUCCAUUUCCUGUGAGACGUUUUUAAAUCCGCUGAGCAGAGUGCAAAAGUUGAAGUUCAAAUGAUUCGCUUUUGAAGGAGGCAACUUUAUUAGUCUUUAUAUCACUUAGUUUUUUAUUAGAUGCAACUUCAGUUGAAAAGUAAGGUUGCUGACAAUUACCCCCGAAAUAACCAUAAGGCCGGUUCGUCAGUUUACAAAUUGACUAUCAGAUUCUAAUUUUGGUCGGACGUACACAAAACAAACAAAAUAUAAAAUAUAUCAGAAAGAAAAGAAAAAGAGAGGCGAAAACCAUACAAGUUAAAAGAGGAGAAAUAUCAGAUAAAUAUAAUUAUCAGAUAGUGAGACGUUGAAAAACUGUGAUAUUAUCUCAAUUUGUAAUAUUUGGAGAAUUGAAUACUAGCUUUGGCGAAAGCUCUGUUUCAGUUUAUCUUGAAACUGACAGGUGCUUUAAAAUAUCAUAAUCAAUAGCAUUGCGGAUAUUAAAUUUUCCAUUAUUAUUUCUGGCCUUGGGAAGAUUAAGACGGUUGUAACUUGCUGCAGAAGGACUUGAAGGAAACUCGUUUGAACACUGUUACAACCCAAGCCGUGAAGCGAUAGAAGAGGCUAUUUUCCUGAAAAGCCUGAGAUUGGACCAAAUAUUAUCAAGAAUAAAAUGGCAAACUUAACAGGAAAGUUAAACCACACCACAAUUCAAGAAUGGUCUUGCGCGACACGUCGUUAUGGGAUUGAUGAAAAAAUAUUUAUUGUAGCGUUAAAUAUUCUUCUAUCUCCCACUGCAUUUCUGGGGAACAUCCUGAUCGUUGUUGCUCUUCAAAAGGUGUCCACUUCCCUUCACUUACCAUCCAGACUUCUGUUUCGUUGCCUUGCGGUCACCGAUCUCUGUGUGGGACUUACUGCACAACCUUUAAUCGUCAGCUAUUUAAUGUCUGCAGACAAUUCCAAACGUUGUUACUAUUUUAGGAUCCUUUUCUAUACAAUAGGUGGAUAUUUUUCUGCUGUGUCGUGCUUAACACUAGCAGCAAUAAGUAUAGAUAGACUGCUCGCUCUGUUGUUUGGCCUAAGAUACAGACAGGUAGUGACUUUGAGAAGGGCACGGGUUGUUGUGAUGAUUUGUUGGUUUUGCUGCGGCUCUGUUGUAGUCGUAUUUAUUUAUAGCGAACACAUCGCUCAAGCCUUCACAUCUUUAAUUCUGUUACUGUGUGUCGUAGCCUCAACCUUCUGUUACACGAAAAUUUAUCUUAAACUUCGACAUCAACAAAAUCAAGUACAGGACUUUGUUCAUCGAGGACGAACGAAAAAAGGAGGCACACCACUGAAUAUAGCUCGAUAUAAAAAGACUGUGUCCAGUGCAUUGUGGUUGCAAAUGACAUUAGUUGUUUGUUAUCUUCCAUUUGGUAUAGCCGUUACCAUAUUUGCCAUUACUGGAUUGUCUACGCCAUCUUUUGACUUCACUUGGGAUGUAUCGUUAUCUUGUCUUUUGUUUAACUCAACUUUGAACCCAUUUCUGUAUUGCUGGAAGAUGAAGGAAGUAAGACAAUCAGUGAGGAACACUAUAAAAAAUAUCUGCUGCUCGUGAAGUUAACUGCGGCCUGAUACUGAAUCAACAGCAGUUUAUAAUCGAACCUUUCUUUAUGGACACCUCCAUAAUGGGACAGCUCUAGACAGUUCGUUUGUUCCCAUGAAAACCAGAAUUCAGACUCAGAGCCUCUGUAUAGCAGGGUUAAAAAAUACAUUGAAAUGUAGCUGACAAAAAAUGUUAACCUACUACUACAGGGGCAACAAGUUAAUGAGCCAGUGGCAAUGCAAACGUCGGGUUUGCAUGCAGUCGUUUGACGAUUCAGUAAGGCCAUUUCCAAGAAUGUUGACCGGAUUUCUCCCACCACAUCAUGUCAACCCAUUGAAACCUCUUUAUCACAAACGCAAAACUGGGCAGAACUUAAGUAAUGUCGUAAUUAUGAAGGUUUUAGUAUUUAAGAGAUAUAUAAUCUAUGAACGGUGGUUCCUCUGGCACUAAGUAAACAGUAGUCUAAGUAUCGUUAUGUGAGAACCAGCACUCUGAGGGCAGCUGAAAGGUCAUCAGAAUUGAUGAAAUGAUCGACUUGGGUACAUAACAGUUUGCAUACAUGACGAUAUUGUCAUUUUAAAAUGGUAUAGCCAUCAGUUACGAGAAUAAAGGAGGAAAGACAAUAAGAUUUUACAAUUGGAAGUUGGCUGCAAAAAUAGUAAUAUUCAGAAGAAUUUUCCCAGACAUUUGUUUCGAAAAGGUAACUAAAUUUGCACACUUGAAAGGUUGUAAAGCUAAGUGAUGCUUUGAAUGUACAUUGUAUUUGGAAUUUAUAUGUCGUGUUAGUACAUGAUCAAUCAUUCAAGUUAAGCAUGGAAGAAUAAAAAAGUUGUAACAAAUGCAAGUAAGGAUUCAAAUCACGUUGGUCUUUGAUUUCUUAUUGCUGGUUUUUACUGUCAUGCCAUUAAAAAUAAAAAAAGUAACCGCUCAAUAAAUGAAGUCAAGAUUUAGAUUUGUGCUGUUUUUGCUAUACGCACCUUAUUUGGCAAAAACAGUUUCAACUAAAUUCAUAGUGCUUGGUAUGGGGAGGCCAUGUUGGUGUACCUUGGAGGGGCACAAAUAUGGCGGCCGUGAAGUAACAGAAAAUACGUUUUGCCAUUUAAACGAAAAGUUAUCACUCUAGAGCUCCUAAUGCAAGGGCCGUUCAUUUAGAAAAAACGUGGACGAUAGGUCAUCUUUGACAUACGCCACAGCCGUCCGGGUCUCCAUUUUCCGCUACGCAGAAACUUGGAAAUAUUCAAACAUGCUCUAUUAGGAAACGAAGAGCCCUGUCAAGCUUAAACUUUAUAAAACCUCAAGUUCUUAUUAACUAGAGGGUCGUUAUGUCUAAAGAAACUAAACCUUUGUUGAUUUUGACUGUGGAAUAUGACAACGUCCCAUGAAAACCGGGAACUGGCCACAGUACAAGUAAAAGCCAAUUUACAGGGCUUUUUCUAGACCAUCACCCACCCCAGGUGAUAGUUGUUUUUUCGUUCAAUAGUGCCUCCAUGUCCUUGGUAUCCCUUGUUUGUCCCGGGUCUAGAGGGUGGAGAUUUCCAUUGAAAGUUGCAUUAUUUCAAUAAACUUAAACGAAACAAUACUGAUCAAAGGCCUUAACGUCUCAGGCUUUGAUUUCAGAACUGCUAAAGUUGUGUGCAUAACUGCGACAAUCAAUAUGUCUUCAUAAAAUUACUGACUUGCAGUUCGCGACGCACAGGUGCCACGGAAGGUGACCGUAUGGAGCUUAAUUUAAGUUAAGCUAAGUUACUUUUUACCCGGCCGGCGUUCAAUCGCUGGGUACGAUAUUAAAACAAGAAGUAAAAGUAAUAAUAUAACAAGUAUAUAACUGGAUAUUUAUUUUUCUUCACGUUUUUUGUGUCAUAUGAUUACUCUUCAAGUGUUUACUAACGUUAUUGGCAGACAUUAUAUUCAUCGUUAUAAUCUAUCAAAUAUUUCUUUUGCACGCGAUUGCUCUAAACGCGUGACGUAGUAGAGCAUGUCUCAGAGAAAACUAGGGAAUAUCCACGUGACUUUCCCAAAUUCCGAGUGUUGCGAAAAAUAUUUGAAGGGCA